Molecule: messenger RNA, 573 nt
Organism: Poeciliopsis prolifica (blackstripe livebearer)
Lineage: Eukaryota; Metazoa; Chordata; Actinopteri; Cyprinodontiformes; Poeciliidae
Gene: mrpl36
Product: mitochondrial ribosomal protein L36
Exons: 2
Coding region: 144-494 (116 amino acids)
Biological process (GO): translation; ribosome biogenesis
Cellular component (GO): ribosome; mitochondrial large ribosomal subunit
Molecular function (GO): structural constituent of ribosome
Source: RefSeq, a predicted model, not a curated record
GUCGCUAACACUUAACCCGGAACCGUUUCACUGAGACACAAACUCAAGAGUAGCAUUGUGGUCUUGUUUCGACGUUUCAAAGGCAAAUAUCGGGGGUAUAACACAUGCUCUGAAUCUACUCGAAAUUAUCAGCCUUCGUCACCAUGGGUCCCCUCUUGCUGAAGCACCUGGCUGCCUCGCUGAGUCGACAGGUUCUCCAGAUGAGCCGUUUGAAUCCCACCGUCUCCACGACAGCGGCAAGCGUGUGCAGGUGCCUGUGGACGGCCACGGCCGCCCAGCGCUCGAUGUUCCUGCUGACGCCUCUUCUGUCGUCUGUCCUCCCGGUCCAGGGCGCGGCGUCCCUGCUGCGUCUCCCCGGGGCCCAUCCCUCUGCGGGGAUGAAGACCAAGUCGGCCCUGAAAAAGCGCUGCAAAGACUGCUUCUUUGUCCGAAGGCGGGGACGCUUGUUUGUGUUCUGCAAGACGAACCCGAGACACAAGCAGAGGCAGGUCUGAACUGUUGAGAGCGUGCUGAGAAAUGUACAAAGGAUUUACUGAAUCACUGCGGUCAUAAUAAAUUGUCAUGAUAUUGUCA